UAUAGCUUCGUUCGCGUGUCAGUGUUAUAGUAGCAUCAUAGGUAAGUGAAUGAAGUGAUUUUAUCGACAGUGAACAUUCUCUAAAAAAUGUCAGUAACAAAUAAUAAAGUUGCCCUAGUAACCGGAGGGGCUGAUGGAAUUGGGCUUGAAUUCGUUAAAUCGUUGCUCAAAAAUGGAAUAAAGGUAUUGUAUAUUUGUGCAAUAAAUUAUUCGCUUUUUUAUUCUUGUUUUUCAGAUGCCUUUAAGAAAGCUAUUGAAGUGUAUAACCAAAUCGAUAUUGUUAUUAAUAAUGCUGGCAUAGUGGACGAAACUAAUUUCGAAAGACAAAUUGCCAUAAACUGCGAUGCUAUAGUGCAUGGAACAUUUCUUGCAAUAGAAGAAUAUUUUCCAAAAUAUAAAAGUGGCCAUGAAGGAAUUGUCGUAAAUAUAGCCUCGCUGUUCGGCCUGGACCCUGUUUUAUCAUGCCCAGUAUAUUCUGGUACUAAAUUUUUCGUUAUCGGAUUCAGUCAGGCUAUCGGUUCUAAGGAGCAGUACCAAACAACAAAAACACGAGUUCUGACUAUUUGUCCUGGAAUAACCGAAACCAAUAUCGUAAAUGAAGCUCCCAUGAAAGUCAGAAAUGAAGACUGCAGAAAACUGCAGUCCGAUGAACUCAAAAAAUUAAAAGUUCAACCGCCAAGUCACUUGGGAAAAGAACUCAUUACGGUUCUGGAAAAAGGAAAACCUGGUUCAGUUUGGCUUAUAGAAGACAAUCAAGUUGCUGGCGAAAUUUACACUCCAAAUCGCUUUGAAAGACUGAGGAAAGGCGCUUCGUUAUUAGAUAUUGACCAAGAUUUUCUGCAAGAUGUUAUGAAGAAAAUAGAAAAUGAAUUUGGUGUAAAUAAAGUUCACAUUAUAAAAACAGACGUGUGCGAUCAAGAUCAAUUUAAAGCUGCUUUCGAAGAAACAAUAAAAAUAUUUAAACAACUAGACAUUGUAAUUAACAACGCUGGCGUUGCAGAUGAUCUGAAUUUCCAAAGAGAAAUAAACAUUAACUGUGGAGGCGUUGUUAGAGGAACUUUAUUAGCAUUAAAUGAAUAUCUGCCAAAAUACAAAAGCGGAAAUGAAGCUUACAUAGUUAAUACUGCGUCGAUUUAUGGGUUAGAUCCAUCUGCUGGAUUGCCAGUAUACAGUGCCAGCAAAUUCUUUGUUGUCGGCUUUACUCAGGCUAUCGGAGCCCAAGAACAUUAUGAACGAAGGAAAAUUAAAGUUUUAGCUAUUUGUCCAGGAGUAACAACAACUAAAUUAAUCAAUUAUUGGAAAGCAAUCGAUAAAGAAACUACAGACAUAUGUAAAAAGGAAUUCAUAACACUCCCAGAGCAGACACCAAAUCAUGUUGGUAAGGAAUUGAUUACUGUCCUUAGCAAGGGAAAAAGUGGAUCCCUUUGGAUAAUCGAAGCAAGUAAACCAGCUUGUGAAAUUGGAAGCCCAAAUCGCUUUCAACGAAUUUUACAACAGUAAAUUCUAUUUAGAUAUGCAUAUCAUUGUAUAUUCAUAUGUUGAAUUAUUAUAAAAUAAUGUUAGCUUGGAAAAUCAAAUAAAAAGAUACAAGUCUAA
Molecule: messenger RNA, 1596 nt
Organism: Agrilus planipennis (emerald ash borer)
Lineage: Eukaryota; Metazoa; Arthropoda; Insecta; Coleoptera; Buprestidae
Exons: 8
Coding region: 88-1500 (470 amino acids)
Cellular component (GO): cytoplasm
Molecular function (GO): oxidoreductase activity, acting on the CH-OH group of donors, NAD or NADP as acceptor
Source: RefSeq, a predicted model, not a curated record